Ruditapes philippinarum (Manila clam) is the source of this 3921-nucleotide messenger RNA. RefSeq names its product BLOC-3 complex member HPS1-like. NCBI's taxonomy places the organism in Eukaryota, Metazoa, Mollusca, Bivalvia, Venerida, Veneridae. Gene Ontology annotation, cellular component: BLOC-3 complex. Gene Ontology annotation, biological process: vesicle-mediated transport. The transcript is spliced from 17 exons. The coding region runs from base 46 to 2505 and encodes 819 amino acids. The record is from RefSeq and is a predicted model, not a curated record. Gene Ontology annotation, molecular function: guanyl-nucleotide exchange factor activity.
ACCUACUUCCUACUUUCAGUUUCGUUUUAUUUUUAGAAACAAAAUAUGAAAGGGUUUUUAGUGGUUGAUAGGUUGAAUGACAUACAUUUUAUUGAAACAGACAAAGAAUUUGCAAGGCACAUAAAUGAACAAGCUAAAGAAUUGGGUCUUAUAACAGAUGAUGACGCUGAUAUAUACACAGUUGAUCCGAAUAUUGUAAUGCAACAGUUUUCACCUUUAUUUAUGUCACAGUGGUUUAUGAUAGAUCAUGCCAAGAAUCCGUGUUCAUCAAUUAUAUGUGAAAAUGAUUUUCUUUUUGUAUUCAGAAAUUUUGAAGACUAUCUCAUUGUUGCUAUAAAUGGAGAUAACUCCGAGUCUGAAGAUUUUCUGACUAGAAAGACGUUGGUUUUCAUUCGGCUGAUUGGUUUUACAAUGGGUCCUGUUAGUGAAGAGAUUGGGAAGCCUCAGUUUACAAGUAAAAUGGAAAGGUGGAGUUUUCUACGACAUCUACUGUCCACAUGGACUUACCUGGCAAAGCAUGAGCAAUCCUUUCUUGUUGAGGCUGUGGAAAAAUUACAUAUGAACCAGGUUGUGAGCGAGCAGUGUGUUGAAAUUCUCCAGGCUGCAGUGAAUAAAUUCCAGGAGGCAGGAGAAAAAUAUACCCAGCAUGCAUUACUUCUUGUCAACAGCAAGCUGCUGUCUCUCUAUUCUAACCGCAAUGCUCCGGAACUGCAGUCGUCGGACAUUUUGUGUAUCAUACUACUGGUUCGAUGUCUGUUCCCAACAUAUGAUAAACUUGAAGACCUGUUUGCUCAGUCGUAUAGAGAUACUAGUAAAGGACCAUUAAGGUACGAGGCUCGUUCACCGGCCACAGUGCCAGUAAGGCAGCUACAGAGAGAAAGAUACGAGAGUGCCGUAGAGGGUUUCACUACUGGAGAUGAAACAGAAAAUGAUGAAUAUUUCAGUGCAAGAGAAAACAAAUAUCAAGAUGACAAUAGCUCGUCUCCACUAGAGGGAAUAUCACCGGUCGACCGUUCUUCUGAUUCCAAUGGAGGUAAAACACCAUACCCUGAGGUGUCGGAGAAUUAUGUUACACCUACAACAUCACCUACAACCUUACAUGCCAUGAACAUUACAACCCAGAAAUCACAAGAUUUGAAGAAGACCCUAGACCUGUUUAAGUCGGUAAACAGUAUUAAAGGGGAACGUUCAGUAAGGUCAAGAAGUCAUACCCUGGGUGAGGUGGAAGAACAAUUAGGAAAAAAGGCAACCCAGAUGACAGCUGGGAGAGGUCGGAGCUCAAGUCUAUGUGAUGAUUUAAGAAAAGAAAGUCACUUGUGCAGUGAAAGAAGUUCAUCUGAUGUACGGUUGAAUAAAGAGGAGCUUGAAGAAGAUGGCUUGUUUCCGGACACAGAAGAGGACAGGGACUGUGUUAAACAGGCAGUGUUCUUAUCAACAUCAAUCUGUAAAUUCUCCCCAUAUCAGAUACACUGUCGUAGAAUAUUUCCUGGAAUUAUCCUUGUUGUAUUGACUGAGAUGCCCAAGCUGUCACAGGCCCCAAGACUUGUUCAGCUUUUACAGUUACUGAAGGACCUGAUUAAUGGACACAAGGAUACAAUUGGCCGUAUACAAGGGCAGAUAAUCUAUGAUGCUAUUAACUCUCAACUUUCCAAGGUUCUCUUUUCACUACGUAAAGCUAAGAAUCCACUAGACAAGAUAUGUACAGAGAUAAGAAAGAAAUGGGAAAGUGAUGAUGUGCAUGGAGGAAUAUUAGCUUACCUAGAGCAGAAUUCAAGAGCAGAAAUAUCCCAAAGUUUGGAAAGAUCAUUGAAGUACCUUUAUAAUAGACUAACAGAGGUUUUCCUAUUUCUCUACCUGUCACCACGACCUUUGACCCCACAAAUUACUACUGCCUUGACCUCAGCAACAGAGCUAUUUAUCAGACACUUGGGUGAUUAUAAGAACUACCUUAUAGUGAAAGCUCAGAGAAACUUCACUAUGACAACAUAUAUAGAGGAUUUCCCAGGGCUUGUACAUUUCAUCUAUGUUAACAGACGGACCAAUCAGAUCAUGGCCCCAUCUCUUAAUAUAACUCAGGAAGAUGUCCACACGCCCCAUGAUGCAACACAACUCCUCAAAGAAAAGAUCUGGAGUAUGACCAGUUGGAUACAGAAAAAGUUACACGAGGGUCAUGUGACCAUUACGGCUCGAGAAGGAGAUUAUCAUUUCUCCUAUUUCCUCUGGUUUGAAAAUUCCUCAGGUGUACCAGAGGUGAUUCAGAAACCAUACAGGGCAGAUUGUACAGCUCCACCCCCUGGCAUUCUCACUGGUAAUUUCUACAAAUACCUUACCCACAAGUGCUUCCCAAAUACUGUGAUAAACAACAUUCACUGUAUAGAACUAUUCAUGAUGCAUGUAGGCUUGGCAAAUGCACAGUUUAUUGCCAAUCACUGUAGAGAACUUGCUGCAAGACUUUACGAAACUUCUGGAGAAAUGGUCGGCAACAUUGGACUGUUUGGCACCUGAGAAUAUUUCUUAACAUAAUUCUGAUUUUCAAAAUAAGUUUUACAAUGCAUGUAAUACAAUGGCCAGUAUUGAGAAUAAGAAAGUAAUUCCUAAUAUUCUGAAAUACUUCGAGGCUUGGAUAAAUAAGGUGUCCAUACAGGAAUACAGUUGCCUUUACUUAUGUUGUACAUUGUCCAUGCUGUGAUAAGACUGAUUACAAUCUUUUUCUUCUUUUUUUUAAGUUUAAUUUUUUUUUAGUUUUAAGUACAUGUACAAAACUUUAAAUCUUGCUUCUUGUUUAUGUCUAUGUAUAUUGAUGUAUAUUAUGGGUAUUGAUGUAUAUUUAUGUUUAUUAUGUGUAUUUAUAUGUAUUUUAGUGUAUUAAUAUAUAUUUCAUCCAAAAAUUUAGUUACCUAUCAUGUUUGUAAAUAUGUAACUGUGGGAGCAAAAUUAAUGAAGUGGGGACAUAAGUUUUCUAUGGUCACACUAACUUCAAGUUUUCUGAAAAAACACAGUCAUAUAUCAUUUAUGCAAUAACAAUGUCUUCGUACAGUUAUAGAAAUAUAGGAUCUCACAUAAGUUGCCAUAAAUAUUAUAUAAAAUGUUACUAAACUUUUAAACAAAGUGUUGCAUUGAAAACAAGCAAUGUCAUGUGGCAAAAAAUUAUGUGAUAUUCCCAUUGAGUUGUGCAAUGUAUGGUCAUGGACGUAUACUUGUAUAACAGUAUAAUGUAUCAAAAUUUUUGAUAAUGUUGUAUUCAGUCAUUUGCUAAUUUUAAUUUAUCUUUAUAUGUUAUGAUUAAUGUGAUUUUGUCUUCUGCUCUUCAAUUAUACAGUGUACAUAUGUGCAGAGACAUAGAUAACAGAGAUAAGCAGCUCCUAUAUACUCCAUUGAAAUAUCACUCAUGCCUAUCAAAAAGUGAAAAAUUAGGCAUUUUGUAGCAAAUAAAACUUAAUGGAUGUACAUUUGAUCCUUUAAUAUUAUAUAGCAUUUCAAAGGUAAAUCUUUUAUCUAUUGCUGCAUGUUAAAAUAUUGGUAACUUUCCAUACCUUUCACUUAGAAAAAUAUAGCAGAACUGAGCCAGUUUUUUGGUCAUAUGAAUAGUUUUGUAACAAAAAUUAUUCAGUAGUUCUCUUUAAAAAUUGAUGUAUCAUUUAUUUAAAUGGGAACUGUAAAAAUUUUUUCCUGCAGCCAUAGACAAAUGCAUAAGCUUUAAGAAAAUAUAUCAUUUUACUGAUUUUGAUAUCUGGUUAAUAAGUUUUAUUGGCUACACUUAUUUUUAAGUUAAGCAGGCACGCGUGAUAUUUUAACUGGCUAGGAAGUUGCCUAUCUCUGUUAUCUAUGUCUCUGAUAUGUGUAAUCAUAUAGUUAUAUAUAUAUAUUAUUUUAUCUGUUCUUGAUUUUUAUUGCAAUACAAUAAAUUUUUAAAAAUCUUAA